Molecule: messenger RNA, 794 nt
Organism: Saccostrea cuccullata (small rock oyster)
Lineage: Eukaryota; Metazoa; Mollusca; Bivalvia; Ostreida; Ostreidae
Product: acanthoscurrin-2-like
Exons: 2
Coding region: 30-446 (138 amino acids)
Source: RefSeq, a predicted model, not a curated record
CAUCAGGCUACUCCUGGAAAUUACCAAAAAUGAUUUGGGAAUCCAGGGAACAACGAGGUUCUCCAUCUUUUCUUCCUAAAGAAACAAAGACAUCUGGUGUAUCACUCGGAGGAAGAGGUACAGGAGUAAUAGGAGACGGUCGAAGAGGAAUAGGAGGAGGCGGAGGAGGAGUAGGUCAAGGAGGAGGAAGAGGAGGAGGUCUAGGAAAAGGAGAUGAUGGAUUAGGAAAAGUAAUAAUACUGGGAGCACUGGGUGCGUGGUGUUUAUCGAAAUUUUGGGCCUGGUAUAAAAACAAAGGGGGUAAGAAAGGUGGAGGCGGAGGUGGCGUUGAUGAUAGAAAAAAAAGUGAUAAAGAUGGAAGUAAUAUUAAUGGAGGUGGAAGUGAUGAUGGCUAUAGCGGCACUUGGGACGAAAGAUGGAAACAAAUGAAAAAGAAUGCAAUAUAAAGGCAAUAAUUACUACCUAUUACGUAUCGGGGGUACUGAAGCGCACUGGUACGUCAAAGACAGAGCCCGUCAUGCAGGAUCUAUCCUUAAAAAGUACCGGGAUACACGUCAUUAUCUGGAGUUUGUAGGUUCGAUAAAUGAAGACUUCAAAGAUAUGCCAGGAAAACAUGAGUCUAAUCCAGUGCCAAAAAUAAAAAAGAGUGACAUGAAAAGAAUUAGAUAAUUGAUCAGCUUUGAGUUUUUCAUAAACACACUUAUGCAUGUAUUAGAAUUUCAAGAAAAAGAGAAAACUAUGGAAAUUUUUAAGUCCAAUGUAGCCAUUACAUUUACUGGCUUCAGUAUAAGGGA